AGGAGGGGCGGCGCCUGCGCGAUGGGGCGGUGAGGGCUAGGCGGGGCGGCUGGGGCACAGAGGGGCAGCGCGUGCGCAGAGCGCAGAUGUGACUUGGAAGAUGUGAGCUAAGAGGAGCGGCGCGUGAGCGGAGAUGUAACUGGUGGGACCUACGGCGGCUCGCGGAGGAUGGUCGCCCUCCUGGGCGCGAUGACCCUGGUGCUCGUCGCCGUGGCGCCAUGGGUGUUGCCCGUAGCCGCAGGUGGGAAAAAUCUAAAAUCUUAUCAAAAAGUAGAAGUCGACAUCAUAGAUGACAACUUUAUCCUGCAGUGGAACAGGAGUGAUGAGUCUCUCAGGAGUGUGACGUUUUCAUUUGAUUAUCAAAAAUCUGGGACGGAUAAUUGGAUACAAUUGCCUGGGUGUCAGAAUAUUACUAGUACCAAAUGCAACUUUUCUUCAGUCAAGUUGAAUGUUUAUGAAGAAAUUAAAUUGCGUAUAAGAGCAGAAAAAGAAAACACUUCUUCGUGGUAUGAGGUUGACCCAUUUACACCAUAUAACAAAGCUCAAAUUGGUCCUCCAGAAGUACAUUUGGAAGCUGAAGAUAAGGCAAUAAUGAUAAACAUCUCUCCUCCUGGAACAAAAAAUAGUGUCAUGUGGGCUUUGGAUGGUUCAGGCUUUAGAUACAGCUUAGUUAUCUGGAAAAACUCUUCAAGUGGAGAAGAAGAGAUUGAAAAUAUUUAUUCCAUACAUAAAAUUUAUAAACUUUUACCAGAGACUACCUAUUGUUUAAAAGUUAAAGCAGCACUACCUAUGGCAUGGAAAGUUGGUAUCUAUGGUCCAGUAUAUUGUAUAAAGACCACAGGUAAGGAAGAUUAUUUAUUAAAUUACUGUGUGGUUGAAUUUAAAAAUUUUUGUCUUAAAAGCGCCUUUUUAAAAAGGAAUCCUGUGAACCAUUCGUAUAAAUGGAAACAAAUGCCUAAUUGUGAAAAUGUCAAAACUACCCAGUGUGUCUUUCCUCAAAACAUUUUCCCAAAAGGAAUUUACUUUCUCCGCGUACAAGCAUCUGAUGGAAAUAACACAUCUUUUUGGUCUGAAGAGAUAAAGUUUGAUACUGAAAUACAAGCUUUCCUACUUCCUCCGGUCCUUAAAGUUAGAUCCACUAGUGAUUCAUUACAUAUCUAUAUUGGUGCUCCAGAACAGUCGGGAAGCAAGCCUGUGAACCAGGAUUAUCCACUCACUUAUGAAAUUAUUUUCUGGGAAAACACUUCAAAUGCUGAGAGAAAAAUUUUCAAGGAAAAAACUGAUUUUAUUGUUCCUAAUUUGAAACCACUGACUGUAUAUUGUGUCAAAGCCAGAGCACACACCAUGGAUGAAAAGUGGAAUAAAAGCAGUGCUUUUGGCGAUGUUGUGUUUGUGAAAACAAAGCCAGGAAAUGCAUCUAACAUUUGGCUUAUAGCUGGAAUUGGUACUAUAUCAAUUACUAUCCUAGCUGUCAUUUAUGUUGUGAAAGUUCUCCUGAGAUGCAUCAAUUAUGUGUUCUUUCCAUCACUUAAACCUUCUUCCAAUAUAGAUGAGUACUUCUCUGAACAGCCAUUAAAGAAUCUUCUGCUUUCAACUUCUGAAGAACAAAUUGAAAAAUGUUUUAUAAUUGAAAAUAUAAGCACAAUUGCUACAGUAGAAGAAACUAAUCAAACUGAUGAAGAUCAUAAAAAAUACAGUUCCCAAAACUGCCAGGAUUCAGGAAAUUAUUCUAAUGAAGAUGAAAGUGAAAGUAAAACAAGUGAAGAACUACAGCAGGACUUUGUAUGACCGGAAAUGAACUCUGUAAAGCAUAAGGUUUUUCUGCAAGAGUCACACUGGGAGCCUGAGCUCCUUGCCUUCCUCUCAGUCACUGCAAAGAGGACAUUUGCUUGUUUGGGGGAAGAAAAAACAUCUUCAGUUAUAGAUCCUAAACAUACAGGUAAGCACUUAACUAUUUAAAAAUGAAACUACGCCAGGCGCAGUGGCUCACGCCUGUAAUCCCAGCACUUUGGGAGGCCAAGGUGGGCAGAUCACCUGAGGUCAGGAGUUCAAGAACAGCCUGGCCAACAUGGUGAAACCCCGUCUCUACUAAAAACACAAAAAUUAGCCGGGUGUGGUGGUGCAUGCCUGUAAUCCCAGCUACCGGGGAGGCUGUGACAGGAGAAUUGCUUGAAACUGGGAGGUGGAGGUUGCAGUGAGCCAAGAUUAUGCCACUGCACUCCAGCCUGGGUGACAGAGUGAGACUCCCUCUCAAAAAAAAAAAGGAAGAAAAAGAGAAAUUGCAAGAGUUGAGACAAACAUUUCCUACAUUCUUUUCCAUGUGUAAAAUCUUGAAAAAGCCUGUCACUGGACUUGCAUUGGAUGAGAUGAGUCACAUCAAAAUGAUGGCCACCCGUCUCCCUCCUGCCAGCCCAAGUACCACUGAGCUAGCCAUGCACUGUGGCUAAGGAUGGCCGCUGUGUUCCUGUCACCGGUGCUGCUGCCCACUGCAUGUGUCCCACCUGUCUGCUGGCAUUCCUAGCAUUCUAUUUCAUUCUUCCUCAGGAGAGAUUUCAGACAUCUGGUCUUUUCUUUUAACACUGAGGUAGGCCCUUAGGAAGUUUAUCUAGGAAAGUCUGAACACAUUAUCACUUGGUUUUCUGGAAAGUAGCUUACCCUAGAAAGCAGCUGCAGGUGCCAGAAAGAUGCUCUCUAAACAUGUUCAGAGACUUCUGUUUGUUUAUCCCGAGAACGUUGGUUUCCACAUCACAGUAUCUACCCUUACAUGGUUUAGGAUUAAAGCCAGGCAAUCUUUUACUAUUCAUUAACACUUCCGAUUCAAAACUUACCAGAACAAUAGCUUCUGGCUGGAAUUUGCAGUCACUGAAGUCAUAGAAAAUAGGUAACUAAUUAGAGAAAUGAUGGUUAUAUUUAAGGUCUGAGAGUGUGUACAAGUUUUAAUAUACAUGCCAUGCCAGGAGACAGUGUAUGCAAGAAGCCUUGGGACCAGAAAGUGGCAGUGCUGGGAGACUGACACAGAAGAAGAAGACUUCCGCAGGAAAGAGGUUGCUGGCUCUGGUGCAAGAGGAAGAAUGCGUUCCAUGGGAGCCUGUGCACCUCUUCAGCUCUCAGUGAUUCACACACUCUUGUUAUGGCUCAUCUGUGUCACUUUCAAUACCACGCUGGCUUCUCUGCAUUGCCUAGCAGUAUUCAGAUACCCCUUCUACUCAGCCUGCUUGGCUUUAAAAUACAAAUCAUUGAACUGAGGGAAAAAAGGUAACUAGGAAGAAAAACCUAAUUUAAGAAAUUACAUAAUGCUUUCCAAAGGCACUUAAAAUUUAUUUUUAAAUUACUUGCUACUUGGAAUUACCCAUGGAUAUCCUUAAUAGGCAGGAAGUCUGGGAAUUCUGGUGGCCUCUAGAGCAGAGUUCUCAUAGCACCGUCUGGCAGGGACCAGGUGAAAGAGACAGGAGACAGAGUUAAGAGCGUGCUGGGGAGCAGCCAUUGCUAAGGCCAGUCUGAUUUCAGUAGUCAUUUCUGCUCAGAUAGCAGAUUGUCCUGGUGGAAGAAAAGGUUGAAGGCAGCUGCCUUAGGGGGGAGCUGUGAGCUCAGCUCAUCCGGGGCACAUACACCAGUCUGCAGGCCACAGCAUGCGUGUUCCCGGAUCUGCCGCCUGGCUUCUGGAGUGGUUCAAGCAGAGCAUAGUGGGCCAUUGAGGAGACCCAGGAAUCUCUGAGAUACAGCUCUCUGCUGGAGAACCCCAUGGUGACACCUUUUCAUCUUCCUGACCAGAGGCGUUUGGUUUGAAGUACAUCUGCUGUGUCGGCCUGACCUUUGUAAAAGCGCUGUCACUUUGGAAGUUUGCCCCUUUGAAGAGGCAAUUGGGAACAUGUCACGACUCCCUGCCACCAUUGCUUCUCAGACUACCCAAUUCAAGGAUCCUGUCCAGAACUUCCAGCCCUGUGUUCUCCAGUGG
Messenger RNA from Cebus imitator (Panamanian white-faced capuchin), 3955 nucleotides. RefSeq names its product interferon alpha and beta receptor subunit 1 (gene IFNAR1). The record is from RefSeq and is a predicted model, not a curated record. Gene Ontology annotation, molecular function: protein binding. Bases 169 to 1788 code for a protein of 539 amino acids. The transcript is spliced from 10 exons. Lineage: Eukaryota; Metazoa; Chordata; Mammalia; Primates; Cebidae.